AUCAAGAUCAAGCUUUCAUCCAAACAGCAACACAUCAGUCUCUGUCGGGGAACCAUGAAGACGCUGCCGACUCUCAUACUUCUGGCUCUGAUCUGCUUCCUGCAUCACAGCUCUGCAAGUCUGUUUGGUCCAGGUGAUGUCUCUGCUGAACCAUGCUGUCCAGGCUUCACUAAAAGGUUAAUUCCCAAGCCGAAGGUGAAACAUGUGGCGAAGACUUCGAAUAGCUGUAAAAUCACAGCGAUUGUAGUCACAACUGUGUGUGGUAAGGAGUCUUGUCUCGAUCCCGAAUGGCCACAGGCGAAGAAACUGUUGGCAGAGUUUGAGAAGGCAACUGCUAACAACAAGUUACCUUCUGCCCCUUUCAACAUAUCCAAGUGUGACAAACAAAAGAAACAGCAGUAAUCCAGUGGGUGAAUGCUGGUCCUUUGUUCACCGUAAUUACGUGUAAAUUAUGUAUUUUAUUGGCUGUUAUAACUGAUAAUCAAUGAUGAUUACACAGAAAAGUAUCUUUGUAUGUUAAAGUUGUCUUUAACUGACAUUUUCACUUUGAAUUAUUCAUAUCAGAGUUUGGUGUAAGAUUUCUAUAAAAUAAUAAAUAGUACUACUGUUUAUAUUGCUGAUUUUUAAUUGUCAAUGGUAAAUGGAAAUUGUAUGUUUAUUAUUACUACGAGUUACUGCCCCUCUGUUUUUUUAAUUUUGGAGCUCUAUAUAUUUCUAUGCAUUGAGACAGAAGGUAAAGGCUAUUUAAUCAAUAAUUUAAUGUACAUUAUACUAUUUAAAAAGAACCGCUACACCCUCCAUGACAAUACACAUCUUUCCGCACAAAUAUGUUUGUACAUUUUGAAAUGUCCAUAAUUAUAUAAAUGUCGAUGUAAACUUCUUUGUUGAUUUCCAAGAAUAAAACCUGUUGAGA
This is a messenger RNA of Scomber scombrus (Atlantic mackerel), 913 nucleotides long. Its product is annotated as C-C motif chemokine 22-like. Gene Ontology annotation, cellular component: extracellular region. The transcript has 3 exons. Bases 55 to 402 code for a protein of 115 amino acids. Gene Ontology annotation, biological process: G protein-coupled receptor signaling pathway; monocyte chemotaxis; positive regulation of GTPase activity. NCBI's taxonomy places the organism in Eukaryota, Metazoa, Chordata, Actinopteri, Scombriformes, Scombridae. The record is from RefSeq and is a predicted model, not a curated record. Gene Ontology annotation, molecular function: CCR chemokine receptor binding; chemokine activity.